This is a messenger RNA of Dendronephthya gigantea, 1403 nucleotides long. RefSeq lists its product as uncharacterized. The record is from RefSeq and is a predicted model, not a curated record. The transcript is spliced from 2 exons. NCBI's taxonomy places the organism in Eukaryota, Metazoa, Cnidaria, Anthozoa, Malacalcyonacea, Nephtheidae. The coding region runs from base 70 to 777 and encodes 235 amino acids.
GACGAAAGACGUAUUAAAAGCGAAGCGAAAAAACUUGCAAUAUUGCCCUGUUUCAUCGCAAAGAAAAUAAUGUCAUCGCCACUGGGAAAGUUUUGGGAAGAUACUAAAGCCGUGGUAAAGAACACCGUCAUCGCAACUUGCACUUUUGAAAACGAUACACAAUAUCCCGUUGAGAUUGUUGACCACGAUGGAACACGCACUUUGAAUCCAACGGAAUCGGAAGGCAACUACCUCGUCAGGGGCUUCAGCGUCGAUCUCAUCAUGAAAUUACCAGAAGGAAAGGAAGCCAAGAUUAAUUUCCCAUCAAGUAGAUUUGAGAAUCGAAGACACAAGAUGAGUGUGAUUUUUAAAGAUCAUACAAACGAACGUCCACUGGAGGUACUCGAAACCAUUUCCAGCUGGAAAUUCCUUUACAACCAUCCCGGUGGCUGUGAAAUGAAAGUUGAAAUGACCAGUAAACACAGCUGGAAGAAAAAACAAGACAUUGCCAUUGGAGCAGAAGGAGAAGCAAAAAUAGGAGCGAUGAUUAAGGCAAUCGAGUUGAGUUCGUCGUUUAAACUUAAUACCAAGCUGACUCAAGUCGAUGAAUGCGAACAACAGAUCACUGAAAGCAGCGUCCGCACUUUUAAAAAUCCUUGUUACCUCUGGCAGGAGACUGUUGUCAUUAAAACGAACCAGCCCCCGCCGUAUCACGUGUUGGAAAUUCCCACACCCCACACAGAGAUGACGACAACACCAAGUGAACCGGGAAGAGACAAGGCCAUCUAUGCUCGCUGACUCCUUUUCGACUCCAACCGUUUUUGCUACUAAUAUUUUAACGCUUUUUAAUCUUCUAACGUUUCAUGGCCUAGCUAUUUUAAGUACGUGUAUGUAAGCGAAAGCCGAAAGGUGUAUUGCAACAAUACGUAAACUAAUUACUGCGUGCAACAACGAUGUUCUAAUUCUAAAGAGUUAUGAAAACCGAUUUUUUGUUGACAUCAGAAGCAAAAUUCUAUAAAGCGAAGGCACGAAGUUGCUUGAGUGUGGUUACUUUAAUAAAUGAUAUCAUACAUAAUUUUUUUAAGAGAAUUCACAGCCUGCAUGGUCAUGCUCCACCACAAUCGAUAAGUAAUUAAGCUUGUAGGUACACCACUGUGCAAUAAUGAAGGCCAGGGUUAACGGACCGAAAGCUUUGCAGUAUUAAAUACUUACGAGGUGUACCUACAGGCUACAAGCUUAAUUACUUAGUUUAGAUAUGGUUUGAUUAUUUCAGUUAUCAUUAUUAGAUUAUUUUGAUUAUGAAUUAUUUCGUAGUUUGAAUUAAUUUAGCAUGAUCCUAUUUGAUUUGCAUGAGAAGUGAUUAGGUGUUAGUGCAAUCAAAGAACAUUAGAAUAUUGAAUUCAUUGUCAGACAAGCGUGCGAGA